AUGUCUCCUGGUAUACCGAAAAAGGUGACUCUACGCCGAUCUUGUCAAGCCUGCAUCAAGAGCAAACGGCGGUGCGACCAGCACUGGCCCAAAUGCAGCCGAUAUCUGAGCCGAGGAUGUGAUUGUGAAUACGUGAAUGCUCCUUUGACUGGUACGAUUGGUAUUCGAAGAAGUUCAGAAAAGAAGGUCACGCAUAAUCGCCGAGCGGAAGACUUGUCUUAUCAGAUACGCGCUCCGUUGCGACUGGAGAUUGUGAAAGAAUACGACCAAGCUGCCAUCCGCUUCCUCGUCAACGGACUGCGAGAAUAUCCAAGAGCUUUUGUGAAAACACAGAAAACAGACUUUAUACAUCCGGAUAUUUACACAUCCGGUCUCCCGACUGCCAUCACAGAUACCCACCUGCUCUGCACUUUUUACUCCCAAUGUGGGCACCAGCGGGAUACCGGUGAUAUUCUCCAAUUACUUCGGAUCAAGUCAGACGAAAUUUACCGCCAUAUUUCUCACUCUUCCACAUUUACUGAACUCCUCGGUUGCUCACAAGCCUUGGUCCUGAUUCAAUGUAUCCUGGCUCUAAACCCGGACCCAUCAAGCCACUACUCUGAAAGCAUCGGUCAUAUGGAGAGUGUAGCCAAGAGAUUGUGGGAACAAGCACCUAUCCAAUUGCCUUCGACUCUUACCCGACGGCACGCAUGGCUUCUGGCAGAAAGUGUUCGGCGAACCAUUAUUGUGAGCUUGAUGCUCCGAAGUGCAUAUUCGCUGAACACAAGGAAUUACUCCGUUCGUACACCCUUUGUGGAUGCAUUGCCAUUCGAUGUCCGUACGGCUCUUUGGGAUGAUAGUCCUGAUCAUGUCUGGGAUGAGCUGGAUUCCCAGUCCUGUGAUUCGAUGAUCUCUCUACAUGAAUAUUCGGAUGCCAUGGAGAGAGGCAGUGUUCAUGAUAUUGGCAAUUUUGGUGCAUUGAUCUUGGCUGCCUGUAAAGGCAAGGAUGUUUCGGGAAUAUCAUAUCCUCCAACAGAACCCUACAUGGCAACAUGA
Molecule: messenger RNA, 1035 nt
Organism: Penicillium daleae
Lineage: Eukaryota; Fungi; Ascomycota; Eurotiomycetes; Eurotiales; Aspergillaceae
Product: Zn(II)2Cys6 transcription factor domain-containing protein
Exons: 1
Coding region: 1-1035 (344 amino acids)
Biological process (GO): regulation of DNA-templated transcription
Molecular function (GO): zinc ion binding; DNA-binding transcription factor activity, RNA polymerase II-specific
Source: RefSeq, a predicted model, not a curated record